GACGCGAGCGGGAGGAAGGUUUUGUCGCUCCGCGGCUUCCGUCGGAGCACACCCUGCUGUGUCCUUUGUGCUCGCCGUAGGCGGACAUGGCGGAGUAUUCCUGUGUUAAAUCCACCAAACUCGUCCUCAAAGGGGCGAAAGAGAAGAGCAAGAAAAAACACAAGGAGAAGAAAAGGAAAAGGGAAGAGGAUGCGGCAGAGCAACUUGAUAUUGUUGGAAACUGGUGGGCUGUCCGUAAUUUUGGUGAAAUUACGGGAACGAUAGCUAUAGAAAUGGAUAAAGGAGCUUACGUCCAUGCCCUUGACAAUGGCUUGUUUACACUUGGAGCACCACAUAAAGAUGAUGAAGGCCCUAGUCCUCCUGAACAGUUUACAGCAGUAAAGUUGUCUGAUACAAGGAUUGCUCUGAAGUCUGGUUAUGGCAAAUACCUUGGUAUAAAUUCAGAUGGACUUGUCAUUGGACGUGCAGAUGCAAUAGGGUCAAGAGAGCAGUGGGAACCUGUCUUCCAAGAUAAGAAAAUGGCAUUACUAGCAGCAAACAGCCGUUUUAUUAGAUGCAAUGAAGAGGGAGACAUAGAAGCCAAGAGCAAAACUGCAGGGGAAGAAGAAAUGAUCAAGAUUCGUACUUGUGCUGAAAGAGAAGCUGAGAAGAAAGAUGAUGUUCCACAUGAAGACAAAGGAAACGUUAAACAGUGUGAAAUCAAUUAUGUAAAGAAAUUCCAGAGUUUUCAAGACAAAAAGCUUAAAGUAAGCAAAGAAGAUACAAAAGCCCUUAGAAAAGCCAGGAAAGAAGGCACUUUUCAUGAAAUGCUGCUUGACAGGAGAGCAAAAGUGAAGUCAGACAGAUACUGCAAGUGACAACCAGCUGGUCCAUUUUCUUCUACAGCUUUAAUGAUAGUGUCAUAAUUGAAAACAAAAGUAAAAUGUUUUGUAAUUACUUUUUAUUGAAGGAGUUUUGCUGAUGUUUUUAUUACCUUAUUUUUAAAGGAUUACCUGAGAGUUGUAAUUAAGUGUCAAACUAAUGUCGUCUGUCACUAGUGAAUAAUAUAUGUUUACUCUAAAACUACGUGCUAUUGAAAUAGUGAGAUAAUUAUUUAUUGGGAAAGAAAUUGACCCACUGAUUCUUCCAAAGCUGAUGAAAGGAACCUGAAUGAAGAGACAGAGCAGAAGACAUUAACAGCUGAAGAGAGCAGUGAUGAAGUUCAAAAGCAAAAUAUGUUUAACACAUUGAACGUGUAAGAAGUAUGUAACUAUUGAACAAGAAGAAAUAAUUGGAAAUGCUUGUCUUGGAACACAUCCUCAGAUGCUGAGUAGGAUGUCUGUGGAGCCAGUGAUUCAGGUUAGGACUGGGCCAGAAUAUUCAGAUGUAGUCCCGAAUAUUGCAUAGGGCACUGCAUCAAGUGAGGACUGGGCCAGAAUAUUCAGCCUUCAUAAAACAAUGUUCUAAACAGGUAAGUGAUAUAAUCCAUAUGUUGGAAAAAGUGUUGACAAAUCACAGAACCCUAUUACAAAUGAAAAUGCUAGUGGUUUCAUAAGAAAAGGGAAUGGCUGUUUUGUGUUAGCAGGCCACUUAUUUUAUGAGAGGGGAAAAAAUGAUUUUGCUGGUUUCUCUAUGGCAUGGACUUUAUGUAAUAAAACCAGGGACUUUUUUUAUGGUCAUGUAUAAUACACAUUCCUAGUAUCUCAUAAAGUACAGCACCCCUGUCUGCUCUGAUUACUAAGAAGCUUUACAGUAACAACAUCUCCAUAGGAACUAUCUCAGAACAAUGGCUUACUCUCUCCACAGCUUCUGUAAUCUGUGUCAUAAAGACUACUUGGUAAGAAUGUUGAGCAUUUUCAUGGGAAUAAUUUGAAUUAUCUUUAUGGAGCUCCUCCUGGCUGUUAGAACUGUACACAUAGUACAAAACUGCGCUCAUGCAAGAUAGUGAUGUGUCUGAAAAGCGCACAAGAACAGACCAAUAGAGCCUAGCCAGUAGUGGCAGUUUAUAUUGAUCUAAUUUUGUAGGCAGUUGGCCUUGAGGAAAAGGCACAAAGAAUUUAAAUACAUCAUAACUGUUUAAACCUUUUAUUGACUUUCAGCAUGAAAACAAAUUAUAGCUGGUUAAGGAAGGCUAGCUGAGGUUAGCAAUAGAAGUAUGUAAUUUUUCAAAGAACUUUAAAAAUACGGGUAUAGCCCACACACAUUUUAUGGAACCAAAAGGAAAAAAUCUCCACAGGCUGGGCACAUUCAUGAAGUGACACUUUUAGAAGAGCAAACAAAAGUCUAAACCUUCCACAUACGGCAUUUUUAAGGUUAUCGUGCUCUAUCAGUGCUCUAUCCCACUGAGUAUAGAGACUUUUGCCACAGGGCUUUUUCUUCUAAGGCAGCAUAAUUUAUGUAUUUGUUUUAUACCUGUUAAACCUAUUCUUAAUAGCUAUUUUAUAAGAAUAGGCAUACUCACUAGUUUGUAUGCAUAUCUAUUUUGGAAUGAGUGCCUUUUCUUCCCACUUCAGCUUUCUCUGUUGAGACAACAAAUGAGAAAUCAAAAUGCUCCCUCUGUGGAGGUGGUUUGUGCAGCGAUAUUGGGACUCUUGUGCUUGUAACUUUCUUGUACAGCCAAAUCCUUUAGACCUUGUGUCAUUCCAGCUGCUUCACAAGAGUUUCUGUUUUAAUGCCAAUAGAAGUUACAACAGAAUGCUGAGAAAUUAAGCAGGGUUUGUGUUGAAUAAAAAAAUAGUAAAACAAUCAAAUGAGAAUUUUCUCCUCAGUUUUCAGAGGUACAAAGCCCCCUUAGUGGCUAGGGGUUUUUAAUUUAAAUCAUCUCCUAGAGAACUGUCUUUUCCCUUAUGUCUGUCACUUAUCUGAUUAUUGUAUUUCAGGAAAUACUAUUAACCAAAAUGUAAUAGUAUCAUGUGGUCAUAUAAACUGAGUGAACACUUGAGCUUUUUACUAGUUCAACAGCUACAUUUUAAAGUUAUCACAGAUUUUAUUUCUCGUUCUAGUACAAAACUUUGAGUCUAAGCUUAGUGCGUAGCAGGAAUGAAUAGAAGUUAUCUUUAUUUCCUAUCAAUUUCUAUUAACUAUGCAUUCUUUCAAGAAUUCAGGCAAUUGCUGGGAAUGUCAACAUGUUUGUAGUAAGUUGCUGUAUUAAAACAUUUGCAGAAAGAAGUUGCAAUUAGCAGAACUGAUCCUUGAUUCUGAGUUGUUUGGUUUUUUCAGGUGUUUCCAGAAUUAUGUUAAACUUCCCUCACGUACUGAUAACCCAGUUAUAAAAUGUCAUUGACUGUAUCAGUUCUGGAUAUUUGGCUUGUAUUAAGGGAAUGGCUUCAAGGAAAAUUAAAAAUACGUAAAUUA
Melopsittacus undulatus (budgerigar) is the source of this 3333-nucleotide messenger RNA. It is a transcript of the gene FRG1, whose product is annotated as FSHD region gene 1. The record is from RefSeq and is a predicted model, not a curated record. Gene Ontology annotation, cellular component: nucleolus; catalytic step 2 spliceosome; striated muscle dense body. Lineage: Eukaryota; Metazoa; Chordata; Aves; Psittaciformes; Psittaculidae. The coding region runs from base 87 to 857 and encodes 256 amino acids. Gene Ontology annotation, molecular function: actin filament binding. The transcript has 9 exons.